AUGAAACUAUCUAAAACUGAUGUUCCAGCUCUUGUUACAGCUCAGACAGGGUCUACUGCAAUAUUGCAUUGCGAUACAUCCAGACUGAACGAUUCCAUGGAAAAUGUAACGAUCAAAUGGUUCAAGAGGAACAAGAUUAGUAGGGACAUUUUAACACUGAUGGAAGAAACAGUAAAUGAUGACAAGAGGUUCUUGGCAAUAAACGAAUAUAAUAUGAAGGACUGGAGCCUACACAUAAGAUACACCCAACCCAAAGACGAGGGCCUGUAUCAGUGCCAAAUCUGUACGAAUUUCACAUCUGAUAGUUGCAACAAUGUGAACAUUACCCUGAAGUUGGAGGAAGCAUAUGCCAAAAUCAUCGAUGGCCCCAUCAAGAUCAUCCCAGCAGACAAAGAGCUGCCGCUCCGCCUCAGCUGCGUGCUCAUCAACUCAAUCGAGGCUCCGGAGUACAUCUUCUGGUAUCAUGACGAUAGGAUGAUAAACUACGACCUGGAAGAUGGCGCCACUGUCAGGGAGGGCAGACAAGGCAGCGAGUUGAUCUUCCCCAAAGCCAAUGAGACGCACACUGGGAACUACUCUUGUGUACCGUCCAAUGCCCAAUUGGAUAGUGUGAUGGUUUAUUACGGAGAGAAGGGAGCUUUGACGCAAGAUAAAAACGGCGGCGAGGGACGUGAAAAAUUCGAUCCGCAUCAUAUCUUCAAUAUGCUGGUCCUCGUAUCGGCCUUUCACCUCCGCAGAUGA
Phaedon cochleariae (mustard beetle) is the source of this 741-nucleotide messenger RNA. NCBI's taxonomy places the organism in Eukaryota, Metazoa, Arthropoda, Insecta, Coleoptera, Chrysomelidae. The record is from the annotation of a GenBank genome assembly.